AUGAGAAUGCUUUCUGGAAAAAGGUACUGGGGAGACGACAAUGAGGUUGGGGAUGGGGAAGAAGCAAGAAAGAUUCGAGAGAUUAUAAAACAACUGGUGUCUCUGGGAGGGGUAAAUAACAUUGCAGAUUUCUUGCCCAUACUUAUGUGGUUUGAUUUUGGUCACUUGGAGAAGAGGCUCAAGAGUUUUGCCAAGAGAGCCGAUGGAUUCUUGCAAGGUGUCAUUGAUGAGCAUCGAAAUGCAAAGCAGAGAGCAAAUACUAUGAUCGAUCAUCUUUUGAGUCUCCAAGAAUCACAGCCUGAGUACUAUACGGAUCCGAUCAUUAAAGGACUAAUUUUGGUCCUGGUCUUUGCUGCAACGGAUACUUCAGCUGUAACUUUAGAAUGGGCAAUGUCAAGAAACAAUACGUUAGCGGGACCUUCGGGGAAGACUCCUGAGGCUCAAUAG
Neltuma alba is the source of this 447-nucleotide messenger RNA. Its product is annotated as cytochrome P450 81E8-like. The transcript has 3 exons. Gene Ontology annotation, molecular function: oxidoreductase activity, acting on paired donors, with incorporation or reduction of molecular oxygen; heme binding; monooxygenase activity. The coding region runs from base 1 to 447 and encodes 148 amino acids. The record is from RefSeq and is a predicted model, not a curated record. Lineage: Eukaryota; Viridiplantae; Streptophyta; Magnoliopsida; Fabales; Fabaceae.